CAAACAAUGAAGAAAAACCAGACAAUCGUGAAGGAGUUCAUCUUUGUUGGCUUUUCUGUUUACCCCGAUGUACAGAUAUUACUAUUUGUGAUCUGCUUUUGCCUCUACCUUCUCACCCUCAUGGGUAAUCUGACCAUCAUGGGUCUGACCUGGGUGGACAGAGCCCUCCACACCCCUAUGUACAUCUUCCUGAGUGCACUCUCCUUUUCUGAGAACUGCUACACAUUGAGCAUCAUCCCCAGAAUCCUGGCAGAUCUACUAACCACAGGCAGAAGCAUCUCUGUCAUAGGUUGUGGCUUGCAGAUGUGUUUCUUCUUGGGACUUGGGGGCACCAGCUGCAUCAUCCUCACUUUAAUGGGGUAUGAUCACUUUCUGGUCAUCUGCCACCCUCUCAGAUACCCACAGCUUAUGACCAACAUACUAUGUGGACAACUUGUGACCUUUGCUUGGGCUGGAGGCUUCUUUGUCUCUCUGAUAGAGACAGCACUGAUAUUCAGAGACUUUUUCUGCAGCCCCAACCUUGUGAAACAUUUCUUUUGCCAUAUGCGGGUAGUGCUGAGAUUGUCCUAUUUAGACAGUAAUCUCACAGAAUUCAUUGUAACAUUGAUUUCAGUAUCAUGUUUGCUGAGUACCUUCCUACUCAUUAUCUCUUAUGUCUUCAUUCUUUCCACUAUCCUAAGGAUCCUUUCAGCUGAGUGUAAGCAGAAGGCAUUUUCCACCUGUGCCUCCCACCUCACAGUGGUCAUAAUCCAUUUUGGUUUUGCAUCUAUUGUUUACCUGAAGCCAGAGGCUUCAGGAGAAGAUGACACACUCAUACCUGUCCCUUACACUGUUAUUACUCCUUUCCUCAGCCCCUUCAUUUUUAGCCUCAGGAAUAAGGACAUGAAGAAUGCUUUUAGAAAAGUGCUGGGAAAGAUAGUAACCUAG
This is a messenger RNA of Trichechus manatus latirostris (Florida manatee), 927 nucleotides long. Its product is annotated as olfactory receptor 10X1-like. Gene Ontology annotation, cellular component: plasma membrane. NCBI's taxonomy places the organism in Eukaryota, Metazoa, Chordata, Mammalia, Sirenia, Trichechidae. Gene Ontology annotation, molecular function: olfactory receptor activity. Gene Ontology annotation, biological process: G protein-coupled receptor signaling pathway; detection of chemical stimulus involved in sensory perception of smell. The record is from RefSeq and is a predicted model, not a curated record.